UUUCACAAGUUUACACACACCUGAGAAGCUGAAAUCUCGAAAGCGAAGAGGAUCCUGGAGCAAUCUUAAUUUCGUCAUGGAAGUUCCAACCCAGAGAAAACCCAGAGUGCUCUGCCUCCAUGGAUUCAGGACCAGUGCUAACAUCCUCCGCAAAUUGAUCGGAAGAUUUCCGGAAUCUGUUCUCCGAAAGCUAGACCUCGUCUUCCUCGACGGGCCAUUUCCGGCGCAGGGCAAAUCUGAUGUUGAAGGCAUCUAUGAUCCUCCUUACUUCGAGUGGUUCCAAUCUAACCGGGAUUUCACAGAUUUCGUGAACUUCGAAGAAUGCCUAGCUUACGUUGAAGAUUAUAUGGUGAAAAACGGUCCUUUUGACGGUUUACUUGGAUUUUCUCAGGGUGCUAUUUUAGCAGCCGCAUUGCCGGGAAUGCAGUCGCAGGGCGUGGCACUUGGGAAAGUAGACAAGAUAAAGUUUUUGAUUCUGAUGUCAGGAGCCAAGUUUGGGGGAAAGAAGUUCGGAACGCCUAAAUUGGCUUCCAAUGCAUUCUCAAAACCCAUUAACAUCCCAUCUCUCCACUUCAUUGGUGAAGAAGACUUCUUGAAGGAAGAAGGGAUUGCAGUACUGGAUGAAUUCGUGGACCCACUAGUGAUUCACCAUCCAAAAGGACACACGGUCCCCAAGCUUGAUGAUAAGGGUCUGGAAACUAUGCUGGCCUUCAUUGACAAGAUUCAGAGCAUGCCAUCAAAAUCUUCAUAACAAGACCUGAGCCCAUCCACACACUUACUGAUCUGCUGCUCUGGUGAUUAUAUAAUUAACUGCAUACAUAGGAGCCUGGGGACCAGUGGUUUAGAUUUUAAGAGAAGGCUUUCUUGUCUUCAGUCUUCUGUAUUCCUGUCUGGCAAAAUAUAGUGAUCAGCGAUGGAAAUUGAUUUAAGUUCAAUGAGAAUAAUCCAUGUUAAUUAUAUGCCUGGUCCAAAAAAUAAAGAAGAGUGUUAAUUA
Molecule: messenger RNA, 994 nt
Organism: Neltuma alba
Lineage: Eukaryota; Viridiplantae; Streptophyta; Magnoliopsida; Fabales; Fabaceae
Product: esterase AGAP003155
Exons: 6
Coding region: 77-751 (224 amino acids)
Source: RefSeq, a predicted model, not a curated record